AUUCACAACAAAAUUAGUGAGUUUUAGUUAUAUAUAGAGAGAAAGUAUGGACGUAAGUAAUGUGCUACACAUGAAUGGAGGAUUUGGAGAUAACAGUUAUGCAAGCAACUCAGUAAUUCAGCGAAAAGUGAUGGCCAUGACUAAGGCAAUAAUAGAAGAAGCAGUUACUGGAGUAUAUGGGAACAUGUUCCUCAAGACUAUAUGCAUAGCAGAUCUUGGUUGUUCUUCUGGGCCAAAUACUUUGUUCGUGGCAACUGAGGUUAUGAAAACAGUGGACAAAAUAAGAAGAAAGUUUGGUCAUAAAUCAUCGCCAGAAUUUCAAAUAUUCUUGAACGAUCUUCCUGGAAAUGAUUUUAACUCCAUUUUUCGAUCCUUACCACGGGUUCAAGAAGAAUUAAGAGAUGAAAUGGGAUCUGAAUUUGGACCAUGCUUUUUCACUGGGUUGCCUGGUUCAUUCUAUAGCAGGCUUUGUCCUAUUGGAAGUCUACAUUUUGUUCAUUCUUCCUAUAGUCUUAUGUGGCUAUCUCAAGUUCCUAAAGGGGUGGAGAUGAACAAAGAAAACAUAUACUUGGCAAGUACAAGCCCUUCAAGCGUGAUCCAGGCAUACUAUGAGCAAUUUCAAAAAGACUUCUCAAUGUUCCUAAAGUGUCGUUCAGAGGAAUUAGUGAGUGGGGGGCGCAUGGUUUUAACAAUUUUGGGAAGAAAAGGUGAUGAUCCUACUAGCAAAGAAUGCUGCUACAUUUGGGACCUCUUAGCCAUGGCACUUAAACAAAUGGUUUACGAGGGACUCAUAGAACAAGAGAAGCUAUACUCUUUCAGCAUUCCUCAGUACACGCCUUCCCCAUUUGAAGUGAAGGCAGAGGUUGAAAAGGAAGGAUCAUUCGCCAUUAAUCAUCUAGAGGCUUCUGAAAUCAACUGGGCUGCCUGCGGAAAUAAAUUCAACUUGCCUCAUUCUUCCAAUGACGAUGGAUACAAUGUAGCGAAAUGCAUGAGAUCAGUAGCGGAGCCUUUGUUGAUGGAUCACUUUGGUGAAUCCAUAAUGGAUAAACUAUUUCUUAAGUAUGGGGAAAUUCUUAGUGAUUGCAUGUCCAAAGAGGAGACGAAAUUUGUAAACGUCACCAUUUCUAUGACAAAAAAGGAAUGAACAGAUGGAAAGUUCGAGUAUUUGAUUACUAAGCGACCAAACUCUGUGGCUUUAAUGCAUCUACUUUCAAGUUUGUUACUAUGCUCUUAAUUAGUGUGUGAUAGGUCCAAUGAUGUUUCAGUAUCAGCAAAUAUAUGAUUGUCUUCUAAUGUAAGAUGUGAUUUACUACAGAAUUGUAUUCAUUAUCCUUCAAAUGUAAGUUGUAAGUUGCUAUUAUUUUACAUUAUUUCACCUUGGUA
This is a messenger RNA of Olea europaea var. sylvestris, 1383 nucleotides long. Its product is annotated as salicylate carboxymethyltransferase-like. The coding region runs from base 47 to 1144 and encodes 365 amino acids. The record is from RefSeq and is a predicted model, not a curated record. NCBI's taxonomy places the organism in Eukaryota, Viridiplantae, Streptophyta, Magnoliopsida, Lamiales, Oleaceae. Gene Ontology annotation, molecular function: S-adenosylmethionine-dependent methyltransferase activity. The transcript has 4 exons. Gene Ontology annotation, biological process: methylation.